Drosophila arizonae is the source of this 1944-nucleotide messenger RNA. RefSeq names its product Sperm-Leucylaminopeptidase 7 (gene S-Lap7). Gene Ontology annotation, molecular function: manganese ion binding; metalloaminopeptidase activity. Gene Ontology annotation, cellular component: cytoplasm. NCBI's taxonomy places the organism in Eukaryota, Metazoa, Arthropoda, Insecta, Diptera, Drosophilidae. The record is from RefSeq and is a predicted model, not a curated record. Gene Ontology annotation, biological process: proteolysis.
AAUUUAUUUUGUGAAAUAAAAAAUUUGUUUUUUGCUACACCUAUUUGUGCCGCAAUAAUAGUUGAAUAUUUUAAAAUUCCAUUCGAAAUUUUUCGUUUCAUAAAUUAUCCUCAAGAUGAAGCAGAUGAAUCGUAAGUUCAUACGAAACGUUCUCACCUUGCAGCGGGCCACUCGCCUGAUGAAUCUCCGCUUUGCAUGUGACAGUGCCGGAGGCGGUGGCGGUAAGGGCCUGGUGGUUGGCAUCUACAUGAAGGAGGGCGACAAGGAUCCAAAGUUUACGCCGUCCGGCGAGAAGUUCAAUGACCGCACCAACGGCAAGCUGAGGCAGCUCGUCUGCGAGACGAAGGUGGAUGGUCGGCUGGGGCGUGGCCGUGUGUUCAACAAUAUUGAUAACGACUUUACCUCUGUGGCCGUGGUGGGCGUGGGUCUGGAAGGCGUCGGCUUCAAUGAGCUGGAGAUGCUGGACGAGGGCAUGGAGAAUGUGCGCGURGCCGCCGGCGUCGGUGCACGAUCCCUGCAGCAUCAGGACUGCAACCUUAUCUCAGUGGAUGGUAUGGACUAUGCAGAGCAGGCGGCAGAGGGCGCCACCCUCGGCGUUUAUCGAUUCUCCGAUAACUUGCACAAGAAGAAUCGAAUGGUCGUGCCGCGCCUGGACCUGUACGACUCGAGCGACAUGGACGGCUGGACGCGUGGCGUAUUCAAGGCCGAGUCCCAGAACCUGGCCCGACGCCUCUCCGACGCGCCGGCCAAUUGCAUGACGCCCACCAUGUUCGCCCAGGCCACCGUGGAUGCGCUCUGUCCGUGCGGCAUCACCGUCGAGGUGCGCACCAUGGACUGGAUCGAAAUGCAGCGCAUGCAUGCCUUCCUCAUGAUUGCCAAGGGCAGCUGCGAGCCCCCCGUGCUACUGGAGAUCAGCUACUGUGGCACCUCGCCCGAGGACAAGCCGAUCCUGUUUGUCGGCAAGGGCAUCACAUUCAACUCCGGUGGCAUCAAUCUGCGACCCUGCACGUAUAUGGAUGAAUACCGGGGCAGCAUGUCUGCGGCCGCUGCGAUCAUUGGCAUGAUGCGUUGCGUUGCUGCACUCUCGCUGCCAAUAAACGUCACCUGCGUCAUACCCCUGUGCGAGAACAUGCCAUCGGGCAUGUCGGUGAAGCCCGGCGAUGUGGUCACCAUGCUGAAUGCUCGAUCGAUGGCCAUCCGGGAUGUGGACAAGGCCGGUGUCGUUGUGAUGGCCGAUCCCCUCAUCUACGGCCAGGUCUCCUACAAGCCGCGCCUCGUCGUCGACGUCGCCACACUUGGCAUGGGCGUGAAGAACGCCUACGGCGGCGGUGCGUCCGGCAUUUUCUCCAACUCGCACUACGUGUGGAAGCAGUUCCAGCGCGCCGGAUCCCUGACGGGCGAUCGCCUGUGGCGCAUGCCCCUCUGGCAGUACUACAAGAAGCAGGUAACCGACGAAACUGGCUACGAUCUGAGCAACGAUGGCCGCGGUCUGGCCAGCUCCUGCCUGGCAGCCGCCAUUCUCCAUGAGCUGGUGCCCUGUGCCGAUUGGGCCCACAUCGACACCCGCGGCACUGGCCUGCUGACCAUGUACGGCAUCAUACCCUAUCUGACGGCGCGCUACAUGACCGGACGCCCCACGAGAACCCUGGUGCAGUUCGUUUACCAGAUGGCAUGUCCCGAAGUCAAGUAGAAUGUCGAUCAUUGUGUUCGUGGUGGUUAUGUUCAUUUGUUUUGAAGUUGAGAAGUGAAGAUUAAUAGCGUUAAUUCUGUAUAAAAAGCUCUCAUGGCCUUGAAAGAAAGACGAAAUUUUGUGUGUAAUUCUGGCGUCAUGGUUCCCUGCAGCGCGGCAUAUUUCGCAUUUACUAUUUUCUACUCAAGAUACUUUGUACGAAUCGAUAGUGGUUGUCGAAUAUGCAUCUCAAAGAUACUACAUCAAGUUAUAUA